GCUCUUUCUUGGCAGAAUUCUGGGUACAGUGACCUUUCUGUAUAUGUCAAUCUGUCUGUCUGUGAAUAGUGUCUGACUUCAUUGUAAAUUCUCUCAGCAGCAGUCUGACGAACGUGGCGUUCUGAGAAGGGCCUCUGACUAGGGUGUCAGAAACCUCCUGUCUAUGGACCUUGGUGUUUGUGGUUGAUGUGCUGGGCUGGAAGAAUGUGCAAACAGAGGCAGAAGACUGAUCUUUGAAAAUAUGUAUUUGGGAGAUAGUCACGUUCUGUUGAAUACCUUGUGCUGGUGCUGCCAUAGAAAAAUCUGGUUACACUCCGGGGAGGCCUGCUGCUGCUGCAGGACUGAACCACCUCGGCCCUGA
Pteronotus mesoamericanus is the source of this 361-nucleotide messenger RNA. RefSeq lists its product as uncharacterized. The record is from RefSeq and is a predicted model, not a curated record. The transcript is spliced from 2 exons. NCBI's taxonomy places the organism in Eukaryota, Metazoa, Chordata, Mammalia, Chiroptera, Mormoopidae. The coding region runs from base 242 to 361 and encodes 39 amino acids.